Molecule: messenger RNA, 910 nt
Organism: Condylostylus longicornis
Lineage: Eukaryota; Metazoa; Arthropoda; Insecta; Diptera; Dolichopodidae
Exons: 3
Coding region: 90-767 (225 amino acids)
Biological process (GO): mitochondrial respiratory chain complex I assembly
Cellular component (GO): mitochondrion
Source: RefSeq, a predicted model, not a curated record
UUAAAGUGUAGUAACGUGAAAUGAAUAUUUAGAUACUAUUUCACUUAAUGUUUACAAUUUGAAAUUAGAAUUUAUUUUUUUAUUUUUUAAUGGCUUUUCUCAAAAAAAAAUUUGAAGAGCUUCCAGAAGAUGCUGUCAUAAUAUCUCAAGAGCAAGCAUAUAAUUAUCAACUUAAACUUAUACAUAAUUGGGACAAACUAUCAGAAGUAUGGGCUUUAAGAUUCGGACCAGGUGUUCUAGGAGCUAUUGGAGGCUUAUCAGGAAUCUACAUUAAUAAGCACUUUAGAACUAAACUAAAACUAGGAAAUUAUGGAAAAUUUUCAACUUACUUGCCUAUUGUUAUUUUACCUGCAUUAUUUUCAACAAUCAAUCAUAAAGUUUCUAUACAAAAAUCUAUUAUUUUACAAAGUGAAAUGUGUCCCGUUUGUAUUCAAAUGCGUGCGGCUGGUUUUCAAGUCGGGUUAGGUACUAUUUAUCCAGCAGUUAUAGCACCAUUUGCAACAUUAAUGUUUGCGACAAGACAUUACACAUACAGAUUACCUUCAAUAACAGAACAACCAAAAGAAGUUUUUAAAUUAAUUGCAAAAUUUUCUAAACCAUUGAGUGGUUUUAUAGCUGGUUCUGCUAUAGUUAGCAUGCUAGUUGCAAUGUAUAUAACUUAUUUGGAAAUGAAGCAAUAUUAUUCACUUCAAGAAAAAUUAGAAAAAUUAUCAGAAAAAUAUGAUCAAGAUACUUUAAUUACACAACAACGUGUGCAAAAUAUAUAGAGCAAAAUCCGAUUUCUUUUUCAAAUAGGACAAGAAAAUCGUACCAGUUGUUAACAAAACGAGAACUGAAAUAAAAGAGUAAUACAAAGGCUCGUAACUUGAAAAGCGAUUAAUUAUGUAGCAAUCAUAGAAAAUAAAAAAUA